This is a messenger RNA of Diutina rugosa, 837 nucleotides long. RefSeq names its product sterol homeostasis protein (gene ARV1). NCBI's taxonomy places the organism in Eukaryota, Fungi, Ascomycota, Pichiomycetes, Serinales, Debaryomycetaceae. The transcript has a single exon. The coding region runs from base 1 to 837 and encodes 278 amino acids. Gene Ontology annotation, cellular component: cortical endoplasmic reticulum; Golgi apparatus. The record is from RefSeq and is a predicted model, not a curated record. Gene Ontology annotation, biological process: intracellular sterol transport; sterol metabolic process; sphingolipid metabolic process.
AUGUACUGCGUCCAAUGCCGAGAACCGGUGGCCCAGCUAUAUCAGCAAUACAAGUCUGCUUACAUUAAGCUUACUCAGUGUUCACGAUGCCAGAAUAUCGCUGAUAAGUACAUUGAGUAUGACCACGUGUUAUUGUUCAUUGAUGUCUUACUUUUGAAGAAGGGAGCACUACUACACUUGGCUAAUCUCAUUGAAAAGCUGAUCACUGAGACCCAGCCGCGAACCUGGUGGCAAUGCUAUACACCUCAUGCUCGAGUUUAUAUCAUGGCAGUGUUGUUUGAGGUGUACCUUCAAUGGGCUACUGCUGAACGAGCCAGCGACCCGUUGCCGUUAACGCGAGAAGCAUUGACUCACCUGCUGUUUUUUCAAUAUGGCUACUUCAUGUUGAAUUCAGUGGUUCAACAUGUGGUUCAGGUGGUAGUAAUCACUCGUCUUUUCGCUUGGCUUGGAUGGGGAUCAAAUGGCAACAAAUACGUGGGAGAAACCUAUCAACGGUGUUAUUUCAUGAGAGUGCUCAUCAUGGCGAUCUUGGUGACGACGGCAAUCAAACUAUUCCCCAUCAUCUCGUUGAUUUGGCCGUACGAUGCCAUUGCCAUCCCGACACUGGUAACUCAGCUAAUCGGCAUCGCUACUUUGACCGAGGCCCUCCAUUUGGUCACUGAGUUCAGAUACAGCACAAUAAUUGUGGUGCUUCUGGUGCUGAUGGCACUUCAAGAAAUAGUGACGACGUGGGCUUUGACUUUCGCUGUCAAUCAAGUAGCUAGCGUUCACUACGACUACUCACUCACAGUGCCGAGUGUCAUAUCAUCAUACUUAAAGGGCCCAUCUCGAUGCUAA